This is a messenger RNA of Sardina pilchardus (European sardine), 3658 nucleotides long. RefSeq names its product MAP7 domain-containing protein 2-like. The transcript has 19 exons. The record is from RefSeq and is a predicted model, not a curated record. Lineage: Eukaryota; Metazoa; Chordata; Actinopteri; Clupeiformes; Clupeidae. Bases 1 to 2946 code for a protein of 981 amino acids. Gene Ontology annotation, biological process: microtubule cytoskeleton organization. Gene Ontology annotation, cellular component: microtubule cytoskeleton.
AUGUCGCCUCCAGCAGCAGAUCGGCGUAUCCAUAACAACGGCCAGGCCUCCCCGGUGCGUCAGCCAAGCAGCCAGGGCAGCCCCACAGCAACCAAGCUGACUGACACACUGACUCCGCCCCCUGAGAGACGAGCACUGGUCAAUGGCCACGCUUCGCCUGUGAGGCUUCUGACCAAUGGCAACGGCCACUCUGCUAGACUGGGUAACAGAACUGUAACGGAGGGCUACCUGAAGACAGACGACCGCAUGAGGAUGGCCAGAGAGAGACGAGAGGAACGGGAGAGAGGCCUGGCUGCAAGAGAGGAGGCCCUGAGGGAGAAGGAGAGGAGGGCGCGCCUCCUCUACGAGAAGCAGCUGGAGGAGAGGUGCAGGAAGCUGGAGGAGCAGCGCAGGAAGGAGGAGGAGAGGAGAGCCGCAGUGGAGGAGAAGAGGAGGCAGCAGCUGGAGGAGGAUCAGGAGCGCCUGGAGGCUUUACUGAGGCGAUCACUGGAGAGGAGCCUACAGCUGGAACAUCAGCAGAGACACCGGCAACGCUGGGGUGACCCUGAGAAUGCCCCACCCCCUUUGCUUGCUGGCUCCUCCCUCCCAGCUGCAUCUGGUGACACAGGCAACGCUCCUGCUAGCCCUCACCGCUCUCCCUAUCGGGGGUCUCCCAGGCGACGCCCACCUCUCCCUCAGCCAACCACGGGUGACGAGAGCCCAGCGCUUACGGCGCCCAACACCCCCAAGCGGGAGCGGCUGAGGAUGGAUCGGAGGGGGGGCUCCCCUGUGACCGGCUCCCCCAUCAGACGCCCCGAGUCUCCUGCUCUGGCUCGCCGCUCUGCCUCUCCAGCUACGCCCAAGUUGACCCCUAAACAUCACAACUAUCCAUCUUCACCGAUGAGGCAGCGUCCUAUCGCACCUGCAAAUGAGCCAUCGUCUCCGAUGAGGCAACGUCCAAUAGCAACUGUAACCGAGCCAUCUUCUCCGAUGAGGCAACGUCCAAUUGCACCUGCAAAUGAGCCAUCUUCUCCGAUGCGACAGCGUCCAAUAGCAACUGUAACCGAGCCAUCUUCUCCGAUGAGGCAACGUCCAAUUGCACCUGCAAAUGAGCCAUCUUCUCCGAUGCGACAGCGUCCAAUAGCAACUGUAACCGAGCCAUCUUCUCCGAUGAGGCAACGUCCAAAUGCACCUGUCACCAAUGGCGGCCAGAGAAGUGAUUCCUUGGCAACCAAAAGCAGUGUAGAGAAGGCGGGAAUGAAUCCAGCCUCAGCCAAUCAGACACCAAACGGUCAUUCACCUGUAACUGCGGUGGGGAAAGAGAUGUCUGGAAGGACCAAUGAGGAGGCCAGCCGUCUGCUUGCGGAACGGCGACGCCUGGAGAGACUAAAGGCUGACGAGGAGAGGAAGAACAGAGAGGAGGAGAGGAAGAACAGAGAGGAGGAGGAGAGGAAGAGUAGAGAUGAAGAGGAGAAACAACAGAAAGAAAAAGAGGCUCAGGCAGAGAUGGAGAGAAAGGACGAAUUACAGAAGGAGGAAGAAAGACACAAAUUGGAGGAGCAGGAAAGACAGCAGAGGAAGAAGGAAAGACAGCAGAGGAAGAAGAGAAUUGAGGAGAUUAUGAAACGUACCCGCAAAGACAGUGACAACAAGGUGAACGAUACUGGGUCAGAGACAAAGGAGGCCAAUUCAACUCCACCAAUGACAAACGGCAUCCAAACCAAGCAGGAAAUGACGUCAGAGGUCAGCAGAAGCCCAACCAGAGCCUCCCCCACCCUCAAUGGCCCCGCAGGCACAACUCAGGUCAGUGAAUGCAAUCCAAAGACCAACAGCUCGUCCCCACUGACCAGUGGGAGCAUUAAAUCAGCAGUCCCUCCACCGAAGACCAAGGACAGCCCUGUCAAGGACAGCCCAGUCACAACACAGACCACUCCCACAAACAACAAGGACAGCCCUGUUACAUCACAGGUCCCUCCCACACAUAGCAAGGACAGCCCAAUCACAUCAUUGGCCCCUUCCCUGAAGGACAUGCCUGUCACAACACAGACCCCUCCCAUGAAUAACAAGGACAGCCCCGUCAAAACACAGACCCCUCCCACAAAUGGUAAGGACAGCCCCGUCAAAACACAGACCCAUCCCACAAAUAUUAAGGACAGCCCCGUCAAAACACAGACCCCUCCCACAAAUAGUAAGGACAGCCCCGUCAAAACACAGACCCCUCCCACAAAUAGUAAGGACAGCUCCAUCACAUCACAGGCCCCUCCCGUAACAAAGAAAAGUCCUGUCACAUCUCAGGCCCCGCCUCUAAAAAAGGACAGCUCUGUGACAUCACAGACCCCGUCCCUAACGAAUGGACAGACUGAGGUUGACCAGGCUACUGUUUCAACAACCCCUACGGUUACAGUAACGGCAAGUAAAACUACACUCGUUGCCGUGGCAAACAAGUUGGUUAGCAAAGAGAAUGGGGUGGGGCCAAAGCCACAACAACCCAGUAUCCGGCUGGACGGAGUAGAAGGCGUCCCUAAAGAGGAGCCCCAGUCCAUGGAUGUGAGCCCCGUCUCUAAGGAUGACCUCGUGUCCAUCCCAGAGUUCUCUCCUCUGCAGGAAGAGGCGGGACUAACCCACACCAACACUUCCUGUCCAAGCUCCUCCUCCCCUACCAGAGCCUUUCUUGAUCUCCUGGACCUCACCGGACAUGUGGCAUAUCCAUGCCCUGUUACCACAGCAACCGUUACUGUGUCCAGCUCCUCUACUGUGUCCAUGGUGAACAAUCAGCCUGGUGACUGUAACCGGAAUCUUGUGACGUCCGCUGUGACAUUGUCGUGUUCUACCAGUGACCAGAAGCAUCAGAAUCAAUCUCGGCCAAUCCCGUCGCCGAUAAAACCCACAACCACGCCUCUGCCUGCUGUUGCCAUAAGAGACGGGGGAACUACAGCGUUACAAGGCAGAGGCAAAGUGGAUGCUUGAAGAACUAUGCAGUGUCUUGAUGACCACUCCAGUGUGUGCGCGAUUGUGUGUGUUUGGUAUAGCUGAGGGAGCGUGUGUGAGUGUGUGUGUGUGUGUGUCUGUGAGAGAGAGAGAGAGAGAGAGAGAGAGUGUGUGUGUGUGUGUGAGAGAGAGAGAGAAUGUUUGUGUGUGAGAAAAGGAACUGUAUCUGAGUGUUGAGGGACCUCUAGGUGCAGUUGGGACAAAAAUGCAGGAUAUUUUUGUUCUCCUUUUCCCUCUGAGUCUAGUUUCGCUGAAUGUACUGUAGUCCCAUUGACUUUCCCUCCGAAGAAAUUGCUCGUCAUUUGCCUUCAACUUACCCUGCAAUGUGUUAGUUUUUAGGACCUCACAAUUUAUUAUCCAACAAAAUAAUGAAUGACCAUCCACAUGCGAAUGUAAGGGAAAGAAAGCCUGAUUGCUUAAGUUACUUUUAUACAGAUCAGACCAUGUAUACUGUCCUGUAAUGUCUACUCAAAAAAGGAUCUGCAGUCGAGUUUCACAGUGAUGCCUUCUGCCUUCUGUAGAUAUUUCCGUCAUAGACUAAUUUAAAUUGAUCGCUAGUUAUUCUAAUAGUGACUUCUAUGGCAACACAGUGCUCAAAAUGUGAAAGAAUAUUACAGUAUUGAAAAUAAAGAUGAACAGACUCCUACAAUCCUACAAUCUCCAUUUAGAAUGCUCUAAAUACUCUUAGAAU